UGAAAAGAUAAGGGAAAAUGAAACGAUCCCAAGAAGGAAAAAAGAGAGAGAAAAGAAAAUUGCAUUCGACUCAGCACUUGAGUCUACCAAUAAAUCUGCAAAAAAUAAAAGAUCAAAAGGGAGUGGUGAAGAAUCGGAAACCUGGAGCAGGGGCAAUGGUGCUAUAGAUGAUGUUUCGGAUAACAGGGAGUGGGAUGGCAGCAACCAUGGAGUCGAUGAUCGAGUGGUAAGACUGAAGAAGCGAUCCUGA
Messenger RNA from Acaulospora colombiana, 250 nucleotides. The record is from the annotation of a GenBank genome assembly. NCBI's taxonomy places the organism in Eukaryota, Fungi, Glomeromycota, Glomeromycetes, Diversisporales, Acaulosporaceae.